AUGACACCUACUCCCACCUAUCUACCCCCGGCAGGGUUGUGGACACCCCUGGACGAAUUCAGAGCGUGCGUGAACCAGAAGUACAAUCUACGCCUGACUACCUACGCCGAUCUGCAUGCAUUUUCUGUGAGUCGACUGAACGACUUCUGGAUGACCCUGUGGGACUUUUCAGGCAUAAAAGCAUCAGUGCAUCCAGUGAAGGCUAUAGACGAUGAUGCUAUCAUCGACCACUUUCCACUUUUCUUUGAAGACGCGAGAUUGAACUUCAGCGAGAACAUUUUUGCAGGCAAGGGAAACGGUCUAGCGAUCAUCAACAUGAACGAAAGCAACAUGACCAAGCCUGAGCAUUUCUCAUACCAGGAUUUGCGGGAACUCGUGCGAAAAUAUGCCGAUGCUUUGAAGUCAUCUGGUCUCAAGAAGGGGGAAGUUGUCGCGCUUAUCGGGUCAAACUGUAUACGUUCGCUUGCCCUUUUGCUGGCAACCGCGGCAAUAGGAGGCAUAUUUAGCUCUUUUGCGACCGAUAUGGGAGGCAAGGCACUUGAUGAUCGACUUCAGUUGUUGAAACCCCGUUUGCUGAUAGCGGAAUCUACAUAUUCUUACAAUGGAAAGAGACACGACAUCUCGGGCAAAUUGGACCUAUCCAUCGAGAAACUUCAACCGACCGGCAGUUGUGAGGCCAUCAUUAUCGGUGCGCUGCAGCGGCUGGAAUCAAAAUGGUAUGUAGUUCAUGGCCUAGCAACCAUUGAAGUGCACGAAUACCUAACGCGACCCAGUAUUUCGUUCGAUGUCUUUCUCGCGCGUGCCACGGGCAGGGAGCUGGAAUUUGAGCAAGUUCCCUUCAACACACCAUUUGUGGUCAUGUUCUCGUCAGGGACCACAGGAACGCCCAAGGGCAUCGUCCAUUCGCAAGGAGCGCUCGUGAUGAACGGCAUGAAGGAAUAUCUUCUCCACAACAACCUUGGACCAGAAGAUUUACACUACCAGUACACGAAUAUCGGAUGGACCUUGUGGAACAUAUCGAUUGGGGCUUUGUUCGUGGGUUCCAGCAUGAUCCUGUACGAUGGUAGCCCAUUCUACCCGUCUACGGAGAGAUUCCUGGAAAUGUUGUUCCAACACAGGAUUACCUCUUUCGGAGCUGGGCCUCGCUAUUAUUCAGAACUUCAAAACCUGGAUGUGAAGCCCAACAAAUACGCUCGUUCCCUGCAUUCCAUAAUAUCGACUGGAGCUGUUCUCACACCUCCUCUCGCUCGGUGGCUCGCGGAGGCCUUUGGUCCGGUCUGCCAGAUCUCCAUGUCUGGGGGUACCGAGCUCUGUGGUGCUUUUCUGCACGGCACCCGCUCCUUGCCGUCUCAUCCUGGAGAGAUGACGGUCAAGGCGUUGGGACUCGAUGUUGCCGUGUUCUCUGCGAAUGGGAAGCCUCUCCCGGACGGGGAGAGCGGCGAGUUAGUCUGUCGAAAGCCAUUUCCAAACAUGCCGGUCAUGUUCUGGAAGGAUCCGGAGCGCAAGCGGUACUAUGGCUCGUACUUUACCAGAUUUCCACAUGUUUGGACUCACGGAGACUUUAUCCAGGUUCACCGAGAAACAAAGGGGAUUUAUGUCCUCGGGAGGAGCGACGGGGUACUCAAUCCCUCAGGUGUACGCUUUGGCAGUUCCGAGAUCUACAACGUUCUCGCGGCGCCAAAAUUUAACGGCCGCAUUGCCGAUGCCAUCGUCGUCGGUCAGCAACGAAUCACACCACCUUAUUCAGAUCCGGCCGAACGCGUGGUCCUCUUCCUCAAAUGUACUCCGCAGGCCAGUACCGGGACGUUGCGUCCUUGUUCCCAAAUCGAGGCGGCGAUUCGGGAACAGAUCGCGAACGACCUCAGCCGAAGGCAUGUUCCGGCUUUCAUCUUCGAGACCAAGGAAGUGCCAUACAAUGCUAAUGGGAAGAAGCUGGAGAUCCAGGUCAAGGCGGUGCUGUGUGGGGGUAAGCAAGCAUUUGCUAAAUUGAAGCUGACUCAGGAGGAGUUCAGACAGAUCAAGUGGUUUGAGAGGUUCUAUGAGAUCGAGAAGGUGGUGAUGAACCUGAAGAAAGGAGGCGCGAAACUGUGA
Molecule: messenger RNA, 2091 nt
Organism: Rhinocladiella mackenziei CBS 650.93
Lineage: Eukaryota; Fungi; Ascomycota; Eurotiomycetes; Chaetothyriales; Herpotrichiellaceae
Product: acetoacetate-CoA ligase
Exons: 11
Coding region: 1-2091 (696 amino acids)
Biological process (GO): lipid metabolic process
Cellular component (GO): cytosol
Molecular function (GO): acetoacetate-CoA ligase activity
Source: RefSeq, a predicted model, not a curated record